Messenger RNA from Trametes versicolor FP-101664 SS1, 997 nucleotides. RefSeq lists its product as uncharacterized. The coding region runs from base 58 to 894 and encodes 278 amino acids. The record is from RefSeq and is a predicted model, not a curated record. The transcript has 5 exons. Lineage: Eukaryota; Fungi; Basidiomycota; Agaricomycetes; Polyporales; Polyporaceae.
GUGCCCCCUGGUCGAACCGCUCCAUCAAAUCAAGCACAAAAGACGUAUACUACUGCAAUGGAUCCCGAUUCGGCGCCGUCAUCCCUCGCACCAGCUGCACGACCGGACCACGACGCGGUGGCGGCGGCAAUUGAACGUAGGAUGCAAGCAGAACGCGACAGGGCGGCCGCCGCCGCGCAACCGUCCACGUUUGACGGAAAGCAUGAGAAGCGGCAGGAGUUCCGCAGGAUGAUCGACCCGGGCAUCCUGCGCCCCAACCCCCGCCCGCUCGCGCUCGAGUCUCUGCAGACGUUAUUGAAGCUCGCGCAGAACAUCGUGGACCACCCGGACGAGGUGAAGUACCAGCGGUUCAAGCCGACGAACGCGACCAUCAAGCGGGUAUUGGUGGACCCUAGAGGAACGCUCGAGUAUGCAGUUGCACUGGGAUUCCAUCCAGAGGUCGAGAACUUUCAGCCAUUCUACAUCUUCAAGAAGCGGCAUAUGGAGGACCUUCAGAUCGGUGCUGCCAUGAUCAAAGAGGCACUAGAUCGCGAGCUUGUGAAGGAGGGGCGAGAUCAGCGGCGAAGGGCUGAAGAGAAGGCCGCGCACGAGGCUGCUGUGGCGAAGGUCAAACAAGCUUUCUAUGACGACAGAAAGGGCAGGGCGAUUACGGACGAGCGCGAGAGGAUCGCGCGCGCGGCCGCAGCAAACCGUCCGGCGGGUUCACCGGCACCAGCAGUACGGGACCACCGCCCAAAGCGUCGCAUGCCCGGCUCCGGACACAUGCUUUCGGGCGAGGUCGUUGACCUUGAUGGCGAUGACGGCGAAGAAGAGGAAGGCGAAGAAGAGGCGGAGGAGGGCGCCCCCGCCCGUGCUCCCCGCGUCGCCCAUGACCACGAUGAAGACGAUGACUAGCCGCCAUGACCCGAGGCUCGAUGCAGAGCACGACGCUCAUGUCCACAUUGUAUAGAUUGACCUGUAUUCAUACAUCUGUACCAAAUCCAAGGAUUCUCUGCUA